Styela clava is the source of this 1015-nucleotide messenger RNA. NCBI's taxonomy places the organism in Eukaryota, Metazoa, Chordata, Ascidiacea, Stolidobranchia, Styelidae. The record is from RefSeq and is a predicted model, not a curated record.
GCGACAUUGAUAAAUAGUGAAAAAUAUACAAAUUGCAUUUAACAUUGAAUGCGUAGUUUUUCAACUAAAGAUGGAUGGUGAAUAUGAAUUAAUCAAACAAAUUAGCUAUCUCUGUGUGAAUUCGAUAUCGACGGUUUUUCUUCUCUACAUCACUAUCUGUCAAAUAGUCAUCUUUAUCAGGAAACGUUUGUACAGAAAAAGACUUCGAAGCGUAAAGGAAGUUUUAAAACCUUCAAAUAUACCGCUCGUUAUGAAUGCCAUUCUCAUCAUUUCAGGGAUCUUUGGUAUUUCGUUGAGUGCUUGUCUGAGUGCGGUGAAUGUUAGUAAAGUGAUUUAUUGGAAAUGUUUCGUCAAAUUCAAAAAAGAAUAUAUGGAGAAUGAAACGGAAAUUUCUGUCAUUAAAAAAUGUUUUGUCAAUUAUGGUGAUCAUAUGACUAAGUUAUUUUCAGCCGGUCAGUUUUUCUACAUGUUCUUGAUAACAUUCAUAUACAUGUUGCUGUGGUUACGACAAACGAUGUUCAACACGGAGCCAACUUUAAAACGACUUUCAUCAAAAUAUUUGAACAUUUUCAGUUAUUUUCAAGGAUGUUUCAUUAUAUUAUCCGGCGUGAUACUGGGGAUAUCAUGGAUGUACUAUCUGCGUUAUGCCGAUCCUUUUACAUUUAUCUUUCUCAGCAUUCAGCUCGAGAUACAGAUUUCCGUCCUCAUUCUCUUUUUAGUUCCGUUAAUCAAACACCAACGAAGCCUGAAAUUUCUUUAUCAAAAUCCAAACCCUCCUGAUCGUCUCAUACGACUGAUGAAACGUUCUACUGCAGCAACGAUUGUUGCUAUGGUAACAGACAUAGCAACAAUCGUAGUGUUCCAAAUAGCUUCCGAAUAUUUGAUGUCGAUUAAUGCUCUCCUAAAUAUGUGUUGCGUUAUAUUCUGCUUCGCCGAUUGGAGAGAAAAGUUCAUUCCAUGUCUUGUAUUAUGCACAAAUGAUAAAGCGGAAGCCGAACAAGUUGAUGCAAAAUGA